Molecule: messenger RNA, 2927 nt
Organism: Annulohypoxylon truncatum
Lineage: Eukaryota; Fungi; Ascomycota; Sordariomycetes; Xylariales; Hypoxylaceae
Exons: 1
Coding region: 266-2818 (850 amino acids)
Source: RefSeq, a predicted model, not a curated record
CCAUACUUGAUACUUGUGCCCCCCUGAACCGCCUUCACGUAUGAACGAUCAUCAAUUGGCAGGGUUCCAGCCUUCGCGCUCCAGUAAGUGCAGCACGAUAUUCUUGGCAAGUCAUCCGGGAAACAACUUUUCGCAGGAUGUUGUCAACGACAUGUCUUACCUUAUAGUUCGCGAUAUUACUGCUUCAUUGUUGUAGCUGUAUGCAAAGCGUUUGAAUUUAUUUUCAGCCUUGUUUUAGAAAACAUGAGCAUCGCCCCCAGCGAUCAUGGACGAUCCUUGGGGCUCGCCUUGGGCAACAUCAGAUACCACGUCCAAACACCAAUCUCCGAUUCCAACACCGACACCGCCAAAAGAUCUACUCAGCCCACCACCAAGAGCUUUCUUCGGUAGCACCUCGAACCUUCAAGUGCAAUCACCAUGGGCAAAUGACGAUGGCUUCGGGGUUUGGGCUGGUGGUGCCGAGCAGACCGACACCACGGCGAACGCGUUGGAUUGGGGGGUAUGGGCAGAGCCAGCCUCGCGGAUUUCCCAGCCUAGCCCAAGACCCGAAUCGAUAAACAGGAGUUCAAUCGCGUUGCCGAGUAGUGCUGCGACCUCCCCGGGACUAAGACCUCUUCCGCGAUCUCGAGCUUCUUCCGUCUUCCGACAUCACUCCCCUGAUCCGUGGGCGGCCGAACUUUCAUUGCAAGACAAGAAACUUGAACCUCCAAUAGUCGAUUUGAAUGCGCUGGGCAUAGCCGUCGUAGAUGACCAGGCCGAAACACUUGAGACUCCUGCGCCGUCGACGCAAAGGAAAGAUGUUGUGGGAGUACUUGAGGCGAGCGUGGAGGGUACUCAAUCAAGGAAAGAGCGCAUAGAGCCGUUGGAUGAUGGGUUACAGGAACGUGAAUCGCCAUCAUUGGUAUCGAGUCCUCGAGAAUCCCGUGACUUAGAUGCGGACUCAGUGCCCAAGGUGGAGAUACACGAUAACCCGUCUAGGCCAUCAUCUUCACUCUCACUUGGUAGUUCUGAUGAAGUCGAGCGUCAAGACUCGCCGAUCACAUCAAUUGACGAAGAUCCCAAAUCGCGCUUGCAGACCACGACUCGGAAGGUGUCUGGCAAAGUUCAAGAACUUGUAGGAUUGUUCGAUGACUUAGCGAAGGCUGUCACGGAGGAGCCGUCACCACCGAGACUUGACGCCCCAAGCAGAGGAAGUCGAGUGAGGUCACCAAGUCAGAGCCGAGGCGCAGGAACCGAAGACGAUGCGGAUUUUGGCGACUUUGAAGAUGCAAGGAGCGAAUAUAGCAAACCAGCAUCUGCUAUAAAUGCUUCCACUCCAUCUGGAAGAUCACCGACACCGAAAGCUCAAGUCGAGGAUACGGCCACCCAAAAUCAAGAAGAUAAAUCCAUUGAACACGAAAACGAGGCACUACGAGCAGCUUCAGCUGAGAUUCAGAAAAUUAUUGAGAAAUUUGGCCCUAUUCGUUUUGAUGUGGAUUUCCAAUCAAUCGACAAAAUUUUUCCCGAUCUUCCUCAAGAUACGGACGAGAAAACAGGCGAAACCAGUGAAGUCCCCGAUCGGAUCAUUCAAGACAAUUUCACAACAAUAUCAGAGCGCAAAACAUGGUAUCGAAUUUCUCGGUUUGGGUCGAUGCGCAAACAUGACUCAGGUGAUGAGGAUAACUAUCAUAGGGUAGAGUGGUCUAAAUCUCAUUUACACAGCGAUACUAUAAAGAUCGUCCGAAGGUGGAUGGAGGAAGACUCAAUUGCUGGUCGAGCAACUGUAGGAGCUGGGACACGAACGAGUGUCUUUAAUUGGGACUCUUCUUCGGCAGCUCCUGUGGACUUGGCCAAAGUAUUUGCUCGGAAAGCAUCUGUCACGCAUUCACGAGAUAGUUCCAAUGCGCCUCAAAUUCAAAGUCCAGUACAGUCCGUACACUCCACAGGGUCUAGCUUUGAAGCAAGGAGGUCAAUCAAAAGUCCAAUACUGCCCCCAUCUGGAACACCUAUCCAGAAGGCGACCACCAACGCCGGCUUCCGUUGGAGCUCGGAUAGCAUUAGGUCACCUCUGGCGCUUCCUAUCAAAGAAGAAAAGACCGAACAUGCAGCACCAAAAAGUCAAACAGUACCAACUGCCAUCAAUGCCGAGACCAGAAGGAGCGAUACAGUUCAAACGCCCCUACAAAUAAACCACACUGAAGUUAUUCUAGAUGACGAAGAUGAUGACUGGGGAGAGAUGGUGUCAUCUCCCCGAGUAGAUGUUCCUCCCGGUCCUGCUCUCACAACACAGCCUUUAAAUAAUAUGAAUGGCAACAGCUCAACAAUACCAACUGUCCCUACCAACGACAUACUGGAGGCGAACACAAAGACCGCGGCAGUCGCGCAAAGCAACGGUUCGGCACCCAAGUUAUCAGUUUCGAUUCCACAGAUUAGUCAGGCACCGAAGCAAGUAUCUCAUCAAACAGGCACAUUAAGUGCAGCUCCAAGGGUAGAUCCGUGGCCUCUUGCAGAUUUCUCUAUUUUCGAGAGCCUAUCUGCUGGAACACCAAAGUCACUAAGGCAAGAUCCCUGGCCCCUUGCUGAUUUUUCAAUUUUCGAAUCACCAAAAUCGGGGUCGGCGUCGAAUUUGAUGAGUUCGCUCAAGUCUAAACCGAAGCCCUCUUCGAAGCCCCGCGAGAGUCAAAGUGUUCGGGCAAGCAUAGAUCAAAUAGUAGAAACCCCGACUCCAUUAAAAGCCGUGCUUGGUCCGAUUCAGAGUUCAGAUUCAGAGCGAGAACAAAACGCUAUUGUUAAGGGUAUCAUACAAAACCUCCCAGACUUGUCAUACAUGCUGCGUUAGCUCGCUCCCGCAUGAAUUGGUUAUAUUGGCUAUAUAAGUUGAUAAUAGUUACGGUUGAUGAAGUAAGAUACGUUGGCCUUGGAUUUGCAAGAGCCUUGUAGUUGGAGUA